Molecule: messenger RNA, 2622 nt
Organism: Salmo salar (Atlantic salmon)
Lineage: Eukaryota; Metazoa; Chordata; Actinopteri; Salmoniformes; Salmonidae
Product: ADP-ribosylation factor-like protein 8A
Biological process (GO): anterograde axonal transport; protein transport
Cellular component (GO): lysosomal membrane
Molecular function (GO): GTPase activity; GTP binding
Source: RefSeq, a predicted model, not a curated record
CUGUAGUAACCAGUGACGACCCUUGUCAGGCAGGAAAAGACAACCAGGGAGGAAGGAGGCGAAGUAAACAAGGCAGAUUACUACAACUUACUUAAAAUAAUAGUGCCAAUACUUGCGCACAAAACAGAUUGUUUAGCGAAUAUUCGUGAUAGACACGUUAUUCGACCGUUAGUAAUACGUCCUGUACCCUGUGUUGUCACUGCAAGCUAGAUAGCUAGCUAGACAACUUGUAGCUAACGUUACAGCUAGCUAGCAGGCUAGCAAGCUCCAGUUCCACUAGUAGUGCAGUCACAACGCGCCCAGGAUGAUCGCAUUGAUAAACAAGCUCCUUGACUGGUUCAAAGCACUGUUUUGGAAGGAAGAGAUGGAGUUAACAUUGGUGGGACUCCAGUAUUCGGGCAAGACAACCUUCGUUAACGUGAUCGCGUCGGGCCAGUUCAGCGAAGACAUGAUUCCCACGGUGGGCUUCAACAUGAGGAAGAUCACCAAGGGAAAUGUCACCAUCAAGCUGUGGGAUAUCGGCGGUCAGCCUCGAUUCAGGAGCAUGUGGGAGCGAUACUGCAGAGGAGUCAGUGCCAUUGUGUACAUGGUUGAUGCAGCAGACCCAGAAAAGACAGAGGCGUCUAAGAAUGAACUACACAACUUGUUGGACAAGCCCCAGCUCCAGGGUAUUCCUGUUCUUGUCUUGGGGAAUAAGAGGGAUCUUCCUGGGGCGCUUGAUGAGAAGGAGCUGAUUGAGAGAAUGAACCUCUCGGCCAUCCAAGACAGAGAGAUCUGCUGUUACUCCAUCUCUUGCAAGGAGAAGGACAACAUCGAUAUCACACUACAGUGGCUAAUCCAGCACUCCAGAACCAAGCGGAGCACUUCAUGAGAACCUCAUCUCAAGUCCUAGGCCUUCACCUGUACCAAUUCCUCUGUCCUACCCAGCUUGUCCAUACUCCCCUUUUCUUUGGAUGGCCCUCUCUUGCCAAGUUCCCCCCCCCCCAAGCCUGAUUCCACUCUCCUGAAGGGAGCCUGGAAACCUUUUUUAUUUGCGGUGUUCAUUUUCUUUUUGUAAUAUAACACUUCUUGUGACCUAUGACCUCUGAUGGAUAAAGUGGUACUUAGCUGCCCUGAUGUUCAUAUGUCAUACUUCAUCUCUGUUGAGGGUUAUCGUCAACUGCUCCAGAGACGGGGCAGAGUACUGUACAGUACAUAACCUUUGUUCGCAAUAGGUAGAGAAGACUGGAGUCUGAACACUGCAUCACUUAGCAGCUUCAAAGUUAUCUUUACCACACUGAUAUCACAUUUCAAACAGUAUUUAUGUCUUAGACCAGUGGUUCCCGACCUUUUUCGGUUACUGUACCAUCAACUGAAUUUUGCUCUGCCCAGAGUACCCCUGAAGUACCCCUUGUAUCUUUUUCCAGAAUGCCUAUGGUCUCAUGGAUGUUCUCAAGUACCCCCUGUAGGUAGUAUCCCUGGGUGGGAACCACUGUCUUUGACCAUAGUCCUAUUACUUCCCAACGACAGUGCCCAACUUCAGUGGUACUGUGUAUAAUGGUACUGUAUGUACCUUUUUUGAAGGGGGAGUGUUAAAACAUUUGAUUGAAAUACUUGGAGUUUGCACAAGUCUCUCCAUUUCUCUUUUCUUUAAAGGCUAAUGGGAGAUGUUGUUAAAGAUGGCCUUGAUGUUCUCUAUUGUGAUUUUAUAUAUACAUUUGCAUUAUGUCAUCUUCUCUGUUGCUUGUCCUGACGCACUUUUGGUAGUUUAGAAACAGGAAGAUUUUCUUUAAACUAAGCAACAUGGACAAUUUGAAUUUCCAUUAGCCAUGUCAAUGGGCAAGCAAUAUCUGCAACACAUGGUUUACAAACACAAUAUAAAUGUUUAGAUUUAUGAAUCUUCUUUUCCCAUUUCCUGUCAUUGAUUUACAUCAUUAUGCAAUAGCGCCUUUCCACCCAGUAAUGUAGAGAUACUAUUUGCCCAUUUUUCAUAUCAUUACAUGAUCAUGAACAACCCAUUAGAAAUAGAAAAUCUGUGAUAAAGAAGUCCCCCAGAUAAAUUGAGAUUAUACAGGUGUCAGCCAAUAUAAUCUAGGUGUUGGAAAUGUCAUAUUAACUAACGAUGAAGGCUUCUGUGUAAUUUUGUAUAAACUUCCAUGUCUAUGAUAUUAUAUUGCCUCCUACUUGGCGAACGUAAUAAUCAUUGACAACCACGGCAACGUCUCUGCUUUUUGUUUGCAUGCUGGGGCAUAAGUAUUUGUGGGACCUUUGAGAAUUAACUAUAAAUUGUUAUUUUUUUAUGGCAAAUAUAGUAUUUACUAUAUCUGUUUUAACCUGUUUUGUACAUUAUUGUUUCAAUUAAGUCGACGAUUGUGUUUUUAAUAGGAUAUGCUUAUGUAUGAUAACUAAAAACGUUGGUGAAAACCACUUUAUACAUGGUCUGCAGAAUUCAUAUGAUUGUUGCCACGCAGUAGUCACCGUGGCUUUGGGUUGUUGAUGAUGGUUGGUGCUUUUCAUGUGGUGUCAUGUGUAUGUUUGUCUGGCUGUUUUCAUGUAAAUGAAAGAAUCAAUGUGGGAGAAAAUGUAGUGUUUUUGUUGUCCUCUAAUUAAAGGAUCCAUGCCACGGCACUCGGCACAACCUGA